AUGGCUGCUUGGUUCGGCCAAAGUAAUAGCACAUCCGUGGCCGUAAUGAUCCUGCUCGUCUGGAUUUCGCUUUUAGGAUGCGCACUGGCUCAGCGUCAGAAGCAGCCCAGCUUACAGAUUCUGCCCGCAUCCUCCGUACAACGCAAACCGGUUGGACACUCGCUGCUGCUAACCUGCCGUCCGGAUGUUCCGGAUACUAAUCUCAUCUCGGAUCUCAGAUGGAACGACAACCGCAACAUGACCAUCCUCCCAAAACCGAUGAACUAUUACUAUCCUCUCUACGAUUCGAAAGGUCGUAGGCUUCCACCGAAGGCGGGCCAGUCGUCGCCGAUGAUCUACACGGAGUCGAUAGCGGGCGGUACGGCACUGGCGCUAAUCUUCAACUCGCUGCAGGAAUCGAUGGCUGGCACGUACUUCUGUGCGGCUUCCUACUCCGUCACCGAGAAGCUGAAUGCGGCUGUCGUGGUCGAAACGUAUGUCGCCAUCACUUGGAAAGAUGCUCCCACAGACCAACGCCCGCUGAUGGGCACGGACUACAUCGUGCGUUGCGAGGUAACGGCCAAUCCUCCGGCAACCGUUGACUGGCUUCGAAACGGAGAUCAGAUCAAAUCCAGCGGUCGGUACGUGAUCGAGAACCGGGGGUUGUUGAUCAAAAACAUUACCGAAGCGGAUGAUGGCGUGUACACGUGUCGGGCCGCUGUCAUGUCUACGGGCGAACUGAAAAACCGCGAAAUAAGGGUCGAAGUUCAGAUCAUGCCCGAAGUCCAGCGAUUACCGCGGGUGAUGGACGCCGUCGAGGGCCAAUCGUUCUCGGUGAUGUGCAACGCCACCGGCAAACCGGUGCCCGAGUUCCAGUGGAUCAAGAAGGGAACCCAACAAAAUGCGGCCGAUUUGGACAGAUUCUCCGUGAACUCCAUCACCGGGCAGCUCGACAUCAGUCAGGUUGAACAGCAGGAUCACGACAGCUACGCUUGCAUUGCACGUAACCCAGCAGGCCAAUCGGAGUCGGUGACGAAGCUUAACGUGCUAAUCCGACCAAAAAUCAUUGAGUUCAUCAACAUCACGGUGUCGGAGAACGAAGAGGCGGUGUUUCUGUGUAAGGCUUUCGGUCGUCCUGCGCCAGAGAUCACCUUCCGCCGGUAUGGUACGGUCGAAGAGUACUCGAUCGGACUGCAGGUCAGUGACGAUCGCAUCAUCCUGGAGCAGUCGACGGAUGAUGAGAAGGGCGAAACAGUCGGCACACUGCGUAUCUCUAAACUCACCACCACCGAUGACGGGCUGUACGAGUGUAUCGCUCGAAAUCGCGGAGAUGUUGCCUUCAAGGUUGGCCACAUCACGGUAGAGUAUCGACCGAUCUUCGAUCACAUGAAGGCACUACCGCCGGUGUACACGUGGGAGGAACGACCAGCCAACCUGAGCUGCUUUGCGCAAGCCAUCCCGAACGCGACCAUCGAAUGGCGCUGGAAUGAUCGACGCGUGCAGGACCUGUACGAUACGAACAUGCGUGUGGAAAACCACGGACUUCGAAGUGAUCUGAUCAUUACACCGCGCGAUCGCCGCUACUUCACGGCGUACAAGUGUGUCGCCAACAAUCGGCUGGGCAGUGCGGAACAUUUGAUGGAAUUGCGCGAGGCACGCAUCCCAGAGAUGGUACCGCAGGCAAAACCACGCAUCGUCAGUGCGACCUCGAUCACGUUCGAUGUGAUGGCACCGCCCGUUGAGCCUGGUCUACCACUGACCGCAUUUUCCGUGCAGUGGAAGGAACAAUUCCAGAGCGAUUGGAACUUUGCCUACAAUCGCACCUGGUCUCCCGAUAGUCCGUACAUUGUCGAGGGUCUGCGACCGCAGACGGCUUACUCGUUCCGUUUUGCGGCCCGAAACGUUGUCGGACUGAGCCAGUGGGGUGCGUACGUCGAUCAGUCCACACCACGGCGCUCGGAACCGGAAACACCUCGCAUACUGCACACACCCAUCCAGGAGGAAGAGGAGGACAACGAUCCGAUCGUUACGUCACCGUACGCCGAUCACUUUGACAUGCGGUGGAACAUACCCGUGGACAAUGGUGAGCCCAUCGACAUGUACCGCAUCAAGUACUGCCCGGGCACGAAGGUGAACGGAAUCUGGACCGAGAUGGAGGAGCACUGCAUCGAGCAGGACAUCGUGCGCAUGACCAACUACGAGAUGCGCAAUCUGCAGGCAGACACCUACUACCGGAUAGAGCUGAUGGCGCAUAACGCGAUCGGUUUCUCGAAGGCGGCGCACGUACUCAUGAAGACCGCACGAGGCAUCGACGUGGUGUUGCGUGUCGACAGCCCCACACUGUCGUCGGCCGCCGUCAUCGGGAUCGUGAUCGGAUCCGUGGUGCUACUUCUGCUCAUCGCCGAUCUACUGUGCUGCGCGUUUGGUAACCUCGGCAUCCUGGCCACACUCUGCCGGAAGACGAAACGAUCACCCUCUGAUUUGGACGACGAGGCCAAGCUUGGCAGUCUCUACGGUUGGCGUUUUCCACUACCCUAUUGCAGUGGCAGUCUGAUCAAGGAGCGUCCGCCAUCACCGUUGCCGCUGCCGCCGCCGAUCGUUAAGCUGGGCGCCACUACGCCACUAGAGGACGAAAAGCAACCCCUCAACACACAACCCCCGGCAGCAUCUCCUCUGAAGGUAAACUCAUCGGUCGAGUACGACGGGCGUGUAGUUCAUUCGCGAAGCGGCGAAAUUAUUGGCAAAAAUUCUGCCGUGUAA
This is a messenger RNA of Anopheles nili, 2739 nucleotides long. RefSeq names its product fasciclin-2 (gene Fas2). Gene Ontology annotation, cellular component: axon; plasma membrane. Gene Ontology annotation, molecular function: protein binding. Gene Ontology annotation, biological process: cell-cell adhesion; axon guidance. The transcript is spliced from 11 exons. The coding region runs from base 1 to 2739 and encodes 912 amino acids. The record is from RefSeq and is a predicted model, not a curated record. Lineage: Eukaryota; Metazoa; Arthropoda; Insecta; Diptera; Culicidae.